Cryptotermes secundus is the source of this 1836-nucleotide messenger RNA. RefSeq names its product MAM and LDL-receptor class A domain-containing protein 1-like. The transcript has 12 exons. Gene Ontology annotation, cellular component: membrane. Bases 1 to 1722 code for a protein of 573 amino acids. NCBI's taxonomy places the organism in Eukaryota, Metazoa, Arthropoda, Insecta, Blattodea, Kalotermitidae. The record is from RefSeq and is a predicted model, not a curated record.
AUGUUCCAAGGCAUUCCCGUGGAUUUGAGUGAUCCUUCUCGUCUGUAUCGCGGUUUCAUCGCAGUGGACAAAAUCCAACAGAGCUCUGGAAGCUACUGCAGGGGAUUUUGCAGUUUUGCUGCUGGAUUCUGCGACUGGGGAAACGAGCAGGGAGAUGAUUUCGACUGGUCCCUUAGUCGUGGAAGCAGAAAUUCAUUCACGGGACCUACUUCAGACAGGUAUCCAGACAGAUGUGGUGGAGGUGGUUACACUUUCAUUGACUCCAGCUUUCCGAGAAGGCCAGGCGACUUGGCCCGUCUCAGUAGCCUGAUCUUCCCUCCAAAUGACCCGAACGCGCCAUGGUGUUUGAGGUUCUGGUUCCACAUGUUCGGACCUGUGGUCGGAGCCUUACGCGUCCUCCUCAGAGUCUACAAAUUGAGUACUCCAUCCCUGCGCCAGGUCUGGAGGCUGUCUGGUAGCGCAGGUAACGCCUGGUUCAUGGCCCAAGUCACGGUUUCAUCGGUGCACGACUUUCAGAUUGUUCUAGAAGCUUCAGUGGGCAACACAGGCAUGAGUGAUAUCGCAGUAGAUGACGUGAUAUUCGUGCAAGGCCCAUGUCCAGUCGCCCCACAGGUGGCAGCACCUUCGGCUGGGGACUGCACAUUUGAAGUGGACGAGUGCGGCUGGAUCAGCAAUAAGAAGACAAAGGGCCGCGACGGAAUAGAAUGGCAGAGAAUGCCUACGAGAACUCAAAACCCUCGCUUCCGGCGCAGACCUCCUGGGAUUAGGCAGGCUGGUGGCUAUGGGAACGAAUAUUACUUGAAUCUCGGACAGAAGUUUUUGCAGCCAACCGUAAGCACAGCUCAGCUGAUAUCUAUGAAGUUCUCAAGACCCGAGCAACCGCAAUGUCUCUGUUUCUGGUACUUCAUGUAUGAACCUUUCAUUGACAUAAGUGGACCGAGCCUUGGUGUACUCCGCGUCUUGCUGCAGACUGGAGAAAGUCAAACGUACCUACCCUUCUGGCAGCUCACCAACAAUCAAGGGCCCACUUGGAAUUUUGGCCAGGUUCCCAUCAGACAAAACAACAGCUACCAGGUAGUGUUCGAGGGGACGUGGGGCCCGAACAGAGCCGGAGGCGCCAUUUCUAUCGACGACAUUUCCUUCUAUGAAGGGCAAUGCAGCAUAAAGCCCCUCCACGCAACAGUUCGCUCAGGGGACUGUUCCUUUGAAAGCGGGAUCUGUGGGUGGAAAAAUGUGACGCAUUCAGACUCGAACGAGCGCCUCAUAUCUUGGCAGAUGGCUUUCGACAUGCACCGCCCCGCAGAGCUCCUCGACAGAACGUUCGGCACAUCAGACGGCUACGUCUUUUUUGACAUCUUUACAACCAAUCAACAACAGAGUACGGCCCGAAUGCUUUCCCCGGUCAUUGACGGUAUGGGCUCUGACGACCUGUGUUUCACAUUCUGGUACUUUGGUUUCGGUGCCGCUGGCUCAACACAGCUCCACGUGCUCAAGACAAGACCUGGCAGUGCAACAGGUCAGCUGAUGUGGAAGAUGACGGCGGACGGGUACGAUCCAUUGCAUCCAGCAUGGACGCCGGCCCAGUUUACUAUUGACGCCAGAUUGCCGUUUACAAUCAUGCUGGAAGGACAAGCAAGUAACGGGGGCUUUGCUGUCGACGACAUCAAAACACUCUCCGGGACCUGUGAAACUCGACCUUCACACGCUGAACCUGCUGAAUAAGAAAAGACUGAAGAUGCAUUUUCUGUUUGUGCAUUGUUUAAUUUAUUCCUAGAUGUACUGUACAUAUGCUAUGGAAAAUUGAAUAUACCUUCUUUUGUAAAAUACCAAUAAAUA